This is a messenger RNA of Physella acuta, 949 nucleotides long. Its product is annotated as transient receptor potential cation channel subfamily M member 1. Gene Ontology annotation, cellular component: plasma membrane. Gene Ontology annotation, biological process: metal ion transport; monoatomic cation transmembrane transport. Gene Ontology annotation, molecular function: monoatomic cation channel activity. Lineage: Eukaryota; Metazoa; Mollusca; Gastropoda; Physidae. The record is from RefSeq and is a predicted model, not a curated record.
ACCUGGUGUUUCUUGUUCUCUACGCCAUGCUGCUUGUCUCUGUGCUUGAACCCGCUUCCUUCCAUUGGCUGGAAUGGUUGGUGUGGGCGUGGAUAAUCAGCUUUAUUUGUGAGGAAUUCAACCAGUAUCUGAGAAACCCACUCUUCAAAUGGCUGCAGUUAUUCUUGGUGGUGAAACUGAUAUCAUUUGCCUUCUUCUUUGCGGGCUAUGGACUUCGUAUUGCAGUUUUCUACGACCCUACAGAAGUGACGAAUACCAACUACACCCACGUCUUACUUGGAAUCUCUUACAUUGGCUUUUCUUUUGGUCUUCUAGAGAUUUGUUACUCCAGUGAGUUCUUUGGACCACUCAUGGCCAUGUUUAAAAAUAUGGUGGAGAAACUGCUCAAGUUUAUGGUGAUCAUCUUUGUAAUUUUUUUCUCUUACGCCGUCGCCUCUGAGUCCGUCUUGUAUCCCAGAUCUAAGCUCACUCCCUUGUUGGCCUACUACGUAGCACGCAGAGCAUUUUGGGGAAUGUUCGGGGAAUUUUUUCUGAACGAGCUAGAAAGUCAGGAGGGUGACAUUGAUGAGCCAACGUGCACCAACGACCCCAGCCUGUACGAGGACUACGAACAACUUCGAUGCCCCACAGGGACGGGGAGAUAUUUCGUUCCAGUCCUAUUGGGCAUUUAUUUUCUCACCAUCAAUAUUCUACUGUUUAGCAUCCUCAUCGCUGUUUUUAACUCAGAGAUCAAGCGUAUCGAACAGAAAGCCGAGGGGGUGUGGCGGCGCCACUCACUCAGGAUUACGAUCAAGUAUCACAAGAUGCGAUAUCCUGCUCCCAUAUUCUUACUGUUUGUCCCGUUCCUAUGUAAAAUGUCAAAAAGCAAGGACAGAUUUUCUCCGUUCUUGAAGGAAAUAACCAAAGCAGAAAAGCCCUUGCAACUUCGUUUAUCAAGAAUUCAAGAGGA